AUGGCGACAGCGUCCAGCAGCAGGGGCCCGGCAUCAUCCGAGGAUCCGGCCGCGGCUUCCUUCUUCCGGCCUCGCCUGUGGGCGACCGCAAAUCUUCCGGAGCCCUGCAGCAGCCUACCUGCCCACUUCCAAGACCUGAUGGAGGUGGCCGCCGAGCUCGAGGCGCGCACGGCGAAGCGAGGCAGCACUACCCCGUCCAAGCGGCGUGCUAAGCCGAAGGCGCCCGCCUCGCCACAGAGCUGCUUCACGCCGAGGAAACCGCGACGCUGGGCACCGCAGCAAAGCUGCACCUGCCGCCGCCGACACUUCCGGAAAGCGUCUUGCGCCGAGACUCUGAGGCACAUGAACAUCCGGCUGUGGAGGCAGAAGGUAAUGGAGGGUGAGAUCUCUUCCGAGAUUCGCAGCUUCCUGACGAGAAAUCGGCAGGUCACAUCACUGCCGGAACUUCGGGAUGCGCUGAAUCAGAGUCCAGAAGCGCGGCGCCGUGAGGUCACGUCACUGCCGGAACUCCGGGAUGCGCUGAAUCAGAGUCCAGAAGCGCGGCGCCGUGAGACCAGCGAAGUCCUUGACACCGCCGCGCCGACUCCUGGCGAGGUACAGGGAGACCAGGUGGCGGCAACGCAGGUGGACGAGGACACCGCCGUCGAGGACUCCGCCGUGGCUGCCCCCAUGACGCCACCCAGCGCGCCGGCGGAGAGCGAGCCAGAGGAGGCCCUUGCCCUGGACGAAGAAAUGCCUCCGGCGGCAGAAGAGCCGGAGGAGGCCCCCGAUGCGGUCGACACCGCGAUGCAGUCGACCGAGCCGCCUGCUUGGGAGCUUGAGGAGGAGGAGGCUCACUUGCCGCCAGCACUGCACGAAGCCUCCCUGAUCGGCGAGCUGGAUGUUCCCGGGAUCCAAGUGCCUGCGGCUUAG
Symbiodinium natans is the source of this 912-nucleotide messenger RNA. NCBI's taxonomy places the organism in Eukaryota, Dinophyceae, Suessiales, Symbiodiniaceae. The record is from the annotation of a GenBank genome assembly.